Molecule: messenger RNA, 1089 nt
Organism: Yamadazyma jaroonii
Lineage: Eukaryota; Fungi; Ascomycota; Pichiomycetes; Serinales; Debaryomycetaceae
Source: the annotation of a GenBank genome assembly
AUGUUUAGAUCACUUAUAAGACCUAAACUCGUACGAGGACUCAGACCUCAACUCAUAAAGCCACAAUUAAUGGUUUUACCAGGUUUAAGAUUUGCAUCCACAAAUACCAAUGAAAAAUUAUCAGAAAUCACCACCGAGUUGAGUCAAUUCACUGAUGAACUUCCAUUACAAUCACCAUUAACUUCCGACCAAUUGGGAUACUUGGACUCCAUUGGUUUGGCCCAAGGGUUUGGUCCUACCGCCAUGGUAGAGAGAGUCAUGGAAUAUGCCCAUGUUUAUACUGGUUUACCGUGGUGGGCCACCAUCAUUGGAGUUUCCUUAAGUUUGAGAUUCGUCAUGUUCCCAUUGUACGUUAGAGCCACCAGAAAUGCCGCUAAGGUUUCCAAGAUCAAGCCAGAAUUGGACGAUAUCAUGAGAGGUUUAAGAAAUGCUGAAAAUCCUCAAGAACAAGCUGAGUUAACCAGAAGAAGACAAAAGCUUUCAAAGGAUAAUGAUAUUCACAUGACCCAUCAGUUCUUACCCGCUGUAUCUCAAAUCGUCUUUGGGUAUGCUUCAUACCAGGCGUUAACUAAGAUGGCCAGAUUCCCCGUUCAAGGUUUUAGUGAACAAGGGGCUUAUUGGUUCCAAGAUUUAAGUCAAGUUGAUCCAUAUUUGGGUUUACAAGUGAUUUCUGCCGCUGCUUUCUUAGCUAUGUUCAAAUUAGGUUCUAAAGCUGGUAUGAGUGAGUUUGGUCCAACACAAAUGAGUGCUCCUAUGCAAAAAUUAAUGUAUGCCAUGCCAAUUGUAACAAUUUUCAUCACCAAAAAUUUACCUGCGGCUUUCAUUUUGUACUUGGCCACAAACUCAAUUUUUUCAAUUUUACAAAGUUUGAUUUUCAAUAAUAAAACUUGUAGAAAAUGGUUAAAGAUUCCUCCAAUGGUAAGACAUGCUCCUAAACCUCAAGAUAACAAUUUAGGAGAUUGGUGGAAAGAUUUUAAAGAUCAAACAAAUAAGAAUACACAAAAGAAUAUGCGUCAAUCAGAUAAAAGAUUGGCAGCUAGAAGAAAGAGAAAUCUUGAUUCUAAUAAUAAUUAUAUAAAGAGACAUUAG